Molecule: messenger RNA, 837 nt
Organism: Recurvomyces mirabilis
Lineage: Eukaryota; Fungi; Ascomycota; Dothideomycetes; Mycosphaerellales; Teratosphaeriaceae
Gene: CAF16
Product: CCR4-NOT regulatory complex component
Exons: 2
Coding region: 1-837 (278 amino acids)
Molecular function (GO): ATP hydrolysis activity; ATP binding
Source: RefSeq, a predicted model, not a curated record
AUGACAGGACAACCACCACCAACGAUAACGGUCUCGAACCUCACUUUCACAUUCCCAGACAGCACCACUGGACUGACGGAUAUAAGUCUCGACGUGCCAGCUGGUAGCCGGACGCUGCUCAUCGGUGCAAAUGGCGCGGGCAAAACAACCCUCCUCCGCCUCCUCUCCGGCAAACGGAUGGCCCCUGGCGGAACAGUCUUCAUAGCCGGUAUUGACCCCUUCGCCACUGGACUAGCUGGCGUGACCUACCUAGGGUUGGAAUGGGUGCUCAAUCCCAUCGUACGAACGGAUAUUGCGGUACCGGAACUUCUCCGAAGUGUCGGCGGCGACCACUAUCCUGAACGGAGAGAUGAAUUGAUCAAGAUCUUGGAUGUUGAUAUGACUUGGCAUAUGCACGCAGUCUCCGAUGGAGAGAGGAGACGUGUGCAGCUGUGUAUGGGACUGCUUCGGCCAUGGACAGUGUUGUUGCUGGAUGAGAUUACCGUCGACCUCGAUCUACUAUCACGCCACAACUUCCUAUCGUUCCUGAAGCGGGAGACAGAGUCGCGGGCAUGUACGAUAGUGUAUGCCACGCACAUCCUAGAUAAUCUCGCUGCAUGGCCUACGCAUCUGGUGCAUAUGUCCCUGGGCACGGUCAAGAAAUGGGGUGCGAUAGACUCGUUCAACGUACCCGAAACGAAAGGAGGUGCGGAAGGAAACUCACGACUGGGUCAACUCGUGCUACAGUGGCUCCGCGAGGAUCUCGAGGAGAGAGGGCCACGAAAGGGGCAGGGCAAUGAGGGCAAGACGUAUCCGGAUCUGGAAGGGAAGGGGGGGUACGGAUUGGAGAGCAAGUGA